This is a messenger RNA of Rosa rugosa (rugosa rose), 3389 nucleotides long. RefSeq names its product replication protein A 70 kDa DNA-binding subunit C-like. The transcript is spliced from 12 exons. Bases 2082 to 2903 code for a protein of 273 amino acids. Gene Ontology annotation, molecular function: DNA binding. NCBI's taxonomy places the organism in Eukaryota, Viridiplantae, Streptophyta, Magnoliopsida, Rosales, Rosaceae. Gene Ontology annotation, biological process: DNA recombination; DNA replication; DNA repair. The record is from RefSeq and is a predicted model, not a curated record. Gene Ontology annotation, cellular component: nucleus.
UCAGUCUCUCUCUUCUGCAACUCUCUCUUUCUCUCUUCUGCAACCUCCUCUUUCACCACCUCUAGACCACCAAAUGGCGAGCUGCGAGCAUCGAUAGACUCGUCUCUUCCUCCUUAUCACGCAUGUGGGAGUUGUUUACGACGAUUUGGCCGGAAAUGUGGAGAUCGAAGCCAACAUUUUUACUGUAGCAAAUUAGUCAACGCCGAUUUCCGGCCACCUCCAGUCAUAAACCCAGGUCCAUUAGAAGCGCCUUAAGCCGCUCUUCAUGCUCGCCAAGUCUCAUAACCCAGAUCGAAGCAUGGAGGAAGAAAGCAUAAUUGGAAAAUUUCACUGUACAUCGGAGUGCUUAAUUGUUCGGCUACUUCAAGGUGAUUGACGGUUUGAGUUGGUGGACGAUUGUGGAUCGUAUUUUGAGCUGAAUUGAAGACGCAGCGGGAUUAUCGAGCGGGUAAUCCUACAGGACAGGAGAACCAGGACGGUGACCGUGCGGUUAGAGCAAUUGUUAGAGUUUUACAGCAAUUGUAAGUUGUGAGGUGUGUUAUGCUCAUUUAGAGCUUUACAAUAUUGCUUGUGAGAGUGAAUUGUAAUAAUGAACUCGAGGUUUCGAGAUUUGGAGUUUGUGUACCUUGUGGUGAGAUUAUAUUGAGAAAAAAAUUCAGAACGUUUAUUUGAUUAAGUGGUUUAAUUCAUGUUUCGGAUUUGAAUUUAUUAUUCAAAAUUCGGGGCGUGACAGAGAGAGAGUAGCUCAAUCUGGUACGAGCUGGCAUACGGGGAGGCGAAGGGCCGGGUCGGGCGGGGUGAUCGGAUUCGUCCUCCGGUUCCGGAGCUGCCAUGCAGAGAGAGAGAAGAUCGGAGAAUCAGGGGAUGAGAGAGAGUGUGUGGCAUGGUAGUAGUUUUUUAAUUAGAUUGAGGGCAGAAUAGUCAUUUUAUUUUAAAUUUGGUUAGUGGAAAUAAAAAUCUGUUCUUAGAGUAGUGAGAUAAUUUUUACUUGUCUUGGUGUUUUGAGUUCUAGGACCCUAAUUCCAAUUUGUAAGUCAAUUGUUGAAUAUAAACGUACUGGGACUACUGGUGACUGGUUGAAAGGGAAGUAAUUAUAACUAUACUAAAGCGCAAACGGAGUGACGAGAAACGAAAUGAACAGUGGCAGCACCUUUUUGCCCUUCUUUGUUUAUAGGAAUUGCAUAGGCCACCUGUUGCUUUGCUGAGAUACCACCACUCCUUCAUGUAUCGCGUGCCUUCAUUUCAGCAGAAACAGAUGCUCUGAGAGAGAUAGAAAGGUGUUUGUUUGGGAACUUUGGGUUGUCUGCAUGAUCUGUAUCACCACAACGUUCACCACACGUAUCCAGCAAAAAAAGGAUUCCUUACACGUAUCACCACAACGUUCACCAGUGCUUACACGUAUCUGCAACACCUUCACCAGCUCUUACACGUAUAAUUCAAUCACUCAAUUGAGCUCUUAUACAUAUGAUCUUUAACAAACGCUUCCAUACUAAAUCGCUCAAUUCAGCUCUCACCUGGAAAUAGAGACGUGACGGAGCUCAUACCAAGAAAGGAACUCAUGGCAAUACGCACUGUUCGAAUUCGUGACAUUGAACCAUGCCAAAACAACAUCCAAAUCAGAGUCAGUGUAUGCAGGCGUUGGGAAUCAAAAAAAUACAAACCUGUGGAAAAAAAUGAAGGCCUCCAAUUUAUAUUGGUGGAUGAAAUGAAUGAUGCAAUCCACGGAUUCAUAAGACAAGAGAACUGCGAACUACUGGCAUCCAACAUUGUCCAAGGAAAUAUAUAUGAAAUCAGCCGCUUCUUUACAAGCUACAGCCAGCCAGGCUACAAAAUAGUACCACACCCUGCACGGAAAGGUUAUUAAGCACAGAUCCAUAUCACUGGCAAGACCAUUAUUAAACACAUUCAAGAAUUACCAGCCUCUAUUCCACUACAUCGCUUCUACUUGAUCGACUACAGUCUUCUUGCUAGCCGUUCAAAGAACGAAAUCCUCUCAGACAUUUUCGGUAGAAUCAAAAUUAUUCAACCUCCUGAAGAGACUGACAUCUGACAACCGAGUCACGUUGCGAUGUGAUAUCUACAUGCAGAAUAUACGAAAAGAAGAUGUACAAGUCACUUUGUGGGGAGACGUUGCACGCACAAUUGAUAUUAAUGCUAUCAGGACAACGCCUGCACCUGUACUUGCGGUUUUUACAAGCCUUAAAGUUAACAAAUAUCAUGACAAAAUUGCACUAUCAAACACAGGGAACACUUUCUUUUUCCUGAAUCCGGAUAUGAAGGAGGCUGAGGACUACAAACAAUACUUUGGCGAACCUCAUCAUGCUGCACACAUCUUAUCAACCCGACCCAAACAACCAAGGACUCCGGCAGAGUUACAGGCUGUCAAACAGAUGUCUGUCUCAGAUUUAAACAUCUGUGAUCCAAACAACUAUAAGAAUAAAACGGUAUAUUGCACAGCGAAAAUAGGCAAAUUUGUGCCAGAAGAAAGGUGGUUCUAUUUGGCUUGCCCAAAAUGCUUCAAGGAAAUGAGGAAAAAGCCACAAAGCCAAUUACUAAUCUGUGCAGAACAUGAUAUGCAGCAACCUCUUUACAGAUUCAUAGUAACUGCAUUGAUAAAUGAUGAGACUGAUGAGGCAUCAACCAUCAUAAAGGGGAAACAGGCGGAAGAACUAUUUGGUACGACAUGUGAGGACCUCAUCCUCAACAAAAAUCUUGACAAUCCAAAUAUACUACCACCAGAAAUUCUCCGAAUAGAGGGCCAAAUCAAACUCCUGCAACUUGAAAUAGGCACUACACAAAACGUGAUUGUCAAGGGAAUCCAUGAAGAUAUUCGUGGACUGAAUCCAACACAGAGAAUUCAGCCCUCGAGCUCAACAGCCGACAACAUCCAGCCCUCAAGCUGACAAAGUUUCAACAACAAAAAAAAGGAACAUUCAAUCGUCCAACAAGCAAUCCAACCAAAAAUCUCAAAAUGGCUGACAUCCUUACAAAUUCACUUGAAGACUCAUUUGGAGACUCAUUGGAAGACUUCAUGUAAAUGCUACCUGUCUUCACAUGUUUCGGCCAAGCCUAACCAUUUUUGGCACAAUGUACAUAAACAACUACUUGGUUAGCAUGCAUAUUUUUGGAAAUCUGGCUAAAUACCACAUUUGCAAUCUGCAAAAGGCACCAGAUUUUUGGUUAGCAUCUAUAGCCUUUAACAUCUCCCUGUAAUGUAGUUUCAAUGUAAUAUAUCUAUAACGUAAAACAAUGUGUUUCAAUGUAAUAUAUCUAUAACGUAAAACAAUGUGUAAUAUAGUUUUACUAUAUCCAACAUAUUUGCAACGUAGUUUUAAUGUAAAAUUCAACCAUAUCAAUAGUAUACCCGCAGCACCGCGCGGGCCUUCUGC